Molecule: messenger RNA, 1043 nt
Organism: Lepus europaeus (European hare)
Lineage: Eukaryota; Metazoa; Chordata; Mammalia; Lagomorpha; Leporidae
Gene: KCNK7
Product: potassium two pore domain channel subfamily K member 7
Exons: 3
Coding region: 1-927 (308 amino acids)
Biological process (GO): stabilization of membrane potential; potassium ion transmembrane transport
Cellular component (GO): membrane
Molecular function (GO): potassium ion leak channel activity
Source: RefSeq, a predicted model, not a curated record
AUGGGCCGGCUGAGGCCCUGGGCCCGCUACGGGCUCCUCCUGGUGGCCCACCUGCUGGCCCUGGGGCUGGGGGCUGCGGCGCUGCGGGCGCUGGAGGGGCCUCCAGCCCUGCGGCUCCAGGCCGAGCUCAGGGCCGCGCUGGCCGCCUUCCAGGCCGAGUAUGGGGCCUGCCUGCCGCCGGGAGCGCUGGAGGAGCUGCUGGGCACCGCGCUGAGAGCCCAGGCCCACGGUGUCUCCAGCCUGGGCAACGCCUCAGAGGCCAGCACCUGGGACCUGCCCUCGGCCCUGCUCUUCGCUGCCAGCAUCCUCACCACCACCGGUUACGGACACAUGGCCCCUCUGUCGGCAGGUGGAAAGGCCUUCUGCAUGGCGUACGCCGCCCUGGGGCUGCCGGCCUCCCUAGCACUCGUGGCUGCCCUGCGCCGCUGCCUGCUGCCCCGGCUCAGCCGCCUGGUGGCCUGGGUGACCAGGCCCUGGCAGCUGGCCCCGGCCAGGGCUGCGCUGCUGCAGGCAGUGGCCCUGGGCCUGCUGGUGGCUUCUGCCUUCGUGCUGCUGCCCGCCCUGGCGCUGUGGGCCCUGCGAGGUGACUGCAGCCUGCUGGGGGCCCUGUACCUCUGCUUCGGCUCACUCAGCACCAUCGGCCUGGGGGACCUGCUGCCCGGCGGCAGCCGGAGCCUGCCUCCGCUCAUCUACCACCUGGGCCAGCUCGCGCUCCUCGGUUACUUGCUCCUGGGGCUCUUGGCCAUGCUGCUGGCCGUGGAGACCUUCUCCGAGCUGCCCCAGGUCCGUGCCACGGUGAAGUUCUUCGCGUCCAGUGGGCCCUCGAUGGCUGAGGACCAAGGUGGCUUCCUAGGCCAGGACGAACUGGCGCUGAGCACAGCCCCGCCCGCGGCCGCCCCAGCCUCCGAGCAGGCCCCCGCGUGCUGACCGGGUGUCCGGCCCCCAGCUCGGCUCCUUAAGGCGCUGGGGGCGAGGCCGAGUGGACGCGGACACGAGGGCGGGGGGAAGAACGUGUCUGGGUUUACCAAAAAAAUAAAAUAAAA